GCCGAUGUCUGUGACGUUGCAGCCUCCUCCUCCCCUCCUCAGCCGCGCGGAGCUGCACUUCACUAGUUUCUGAGCUUCAUCCGCGCCGAAUGGAGAGCGUCCUAUCGAGCAUUUAAAGCUGCAGGCCUAAGUGCAUGAAGACACUCUGGUCCAAUAAUGGAGGCCUGGCCAACAGUGGCCUGGGUCCUGCUGCUGACCACCAUCACUGACUGGCUGAAAACUGCACAGUCACGGGACUUCUCCAUGAAGGAUAUCAUCCUGCUGCACCCCUCAAGUAGGACUACACCUUACCCUGGCGGAUUCAAGUGCUUCACAUGCCAAGAUGCUGUAGACAACUACGACUGCAACCGUUGGGCCCCGGACGUGUACUGUCCAAAGGAUACUAAAUACUGCUCCACCCUCCACAUGAUGGAUAGAAGUGGGGAAAGUGUGUCUGUGACCAAGCGCUGUGCCAUCAUGGAGGAGUGUCUGUUCACUGGCUGUGCUGACGUUGCCGAUACUGGCUACCAGGUGUGUUCUUCCUGCUGUGAGGGCAACAUCUGCAACGUGUUGGUGCCCAGAAAUGACAGCAGCGCCAUUUUCUCCUCCAUUUCUCCUUUGGUCAGUUUGAGCGGGAGUCUUCAUUCUAGAGCGCUGUGCUACAUCAUCAUCGCCAUCAUUGUUGUCAUCUUCACAGCUGGUCGUGUUUGAGACAUCAUUUAAGAAAGCAUGUACGAAGAGAACAGCUGGUAUGUGUAGCGGCAGAACUGGGACCUGUGUUGGCUGCGUGUUUCAGAAACUGAAGGUUUAAAGACAUUUUUAUAUGUAAGACAACUGAUUCAACUUUGGUUUCCUAUCUCCUUUUCCACUUUUUUAAUAGUCGAUCUGCAUUUCUGUGUUUUCUGUUAUAUUUAUAAUGUUACUUUGUAUAUAGCUCAUAAUAAACAUUGCCAAAGUUUCAAAUAAUGAGGUCAGUGCAUGUACAAGUAAUCUCUGAGUCAAAAGCUCAGGCUUCACAAUGUUCUAAACACUCUGUCUCAUAUAUGUCUUCCACUCCUGGCUCUGCGUGAUGAUGGUGAAUAUUCCUAAUAUGGUAUCUAUUGAAGGUUCUCAGUCAUCCAGAUCAUUAGACUUAAAUAAUAAUAAUGAGAGAAGACAUCUGGACUUUUAAAACCUAAAGAAGUCCAGUUGCCUUCCUUUUUCAAGCUCUCAGGACUCCCUAAUAUGGUCAUCAGAGCACUGGUUGAGAGCACGGAAGCCCCGCCCACUUGUUGUUCAAACCUGUUUGCAAAACACAGCCAGUCACAAAAAAGCUGAAGUACAUAAAUAUAAUUUAAUAAGCAGUGUGUCCAUGUUCAUCCAGGUCAGUGUGUAUUUUGGGAGUUGUUCCCAUAAUAAAUCUAAAUCUUCUGAAACUAUUUAUAAUAUUUCUCCAUCGUUUCUUUACACUGUGUGCAACAGAUCAGAGAAAACCAACACUGUACAUGCUGCUGUAAAAAGAAUAUGAGCCGCUAACAUGUUAAGGUGUUUGAAACAGAAAGAUUUUCCUGGUAGCUAGCACCAACAGCUGUAGAACAUCUGUCCAGGUAUUUCAUAAAUACUCAAACUGUAAAAUAUGAACAUUGUCUACAGACGAAUCACAUUGUGAAAUUGUUUCUUCUCUGAGUGUCUCCCUGCAUGCAGUGCAGGGUAACGCUUCUGUCAGUCAGACACAGCACUGACGUCUGCAUUAGAGUGUCAGUUAGAUCCUUAGCAACACCAAGAUCUGCACAGAUGCUUUGUGUUACAACAUUACACAACUUCCCAUUGAUACAAACCAGCUCCAUAACAGGAAACGUUAGCGGCUUCUUCAAACCAUAAACAGAACCCUUCAGUUUGAAUUUGAUUCUAUUCUAUUUAAAAAAAA
Oreochromis aureus is the source of this 1885-nucleotide messenger RNA. RefSeq names its product LY6/PLAUR domain containing 6 (gene lypd6). Bases 157 to 690 code for a protein of 177 amino acids. The transcript is spliced from 5 exons. Gene Ontology annotation, molecular function: acetylcholine receptor inhibitor activity. Lineage: Eukaryota; Metazoa; Chordata; Actinopteri; Cichliformes; Cichlidae. Gene Ontology annotation, biological process: positive regulation of canonical Wnt signaling pathway. The record is from RefSeq and is a predicted model, not a curated record.